GCCCUCUGCUCCUUGUUCUGUGUUUAAGUGUAAUAAAGUUGUAGCAUCUUCCAAAAGUGUCCACUAUUAACACACGCAUAAGUUGCCGCUGAGUCUCAUAUACCCAGGAGUUAGUUCCUGUGUAGGUCCUCGACGAAAAAAAUGGCGACGAAGACUAACGAAUCGGGGAAUAAGUUGUCUGAUUAUGAGCUUGGCGAGGUGCUUGGACGCGGAAAGCACUGCACGGUUCAUGCGGCAAAAACGCGCGAGGGUUACGACCACUAAGUGAUUUUCACUUCAGAAAAAAAACCGAUUUAGAUCAUAUUUAAGACUAGUACGUAAUAGAAAGAAAGUAGAAGCAGAUGACGUUGCGAGGCCAACAGUAGGCAAUCAUGCUUGAUAGCAGGUAAAAGGAAUGAUGCUAAUUUUUCUUCGACACAGCCCAUUCGCUCUAAAUCUAGGUCUUCCUCCUCUGAGGAGAGAGCUUUGAACAAGCUGAAGCUAGUCACAAUUUUUCUAAGAAGAGUCGUCUCAUCUUGAGUUCUAAGGCCAAUGAGACUAUUUAUUACAGAGUGCUAUCCUUUUCUAACAACUCGAGGAUCGUGCUUUGAAGCUAAUUCCAAAGAACAAGCUACCACCGGAAAAGGCCGAGCGCGUGACUACUGAGAUCGUAGUCCAUUCUCAGCUUCGGCACAAGGGAAUUUUGGACAUACACCAUGCGUUCGAGGACACGGACUAUCUGGCCAUGGUCCUGCAGAAGGGCGAACCUGUUCUGCAGACGGGAAAGAAAUUUACUUUACGGCAACUGAUUAUAUAUUAUACUUUACUGUAACUGAGAAGAGGGAAAUUAUAGUUGAUUGAGGAUCUUUGUCUUGUUCUGGUUCUUUCUAGUCAAGUGGCCCACCACAAUUUAUGGGCUUAAGACACAGAGAGAUACAGUCUAUGAUGACUCAUGCAGUUGGCUGAUGAUGAUGAUGAUGAUGAUAGAUACUAACGAGAAGUAUGGGCGUGAGCUUGUAAUUCUUGUAUUGUCGUAUAUGUGACUAAUGAAAAGUGUGAGGAGAAAACUCAUUCGAGCGUUGCUUUGUUGCUACGACGAAGAAUUCUUGCCCCUCUCUAAUGGCAGAAGCAAAGCUCCGCCUCCUGUUGGCAGAAGUGCUGAAGGCAUUGUUAUGGCCCUACAUCAUCUUCAAAUGAGCAAAUCUCCUCACAAAGAAGAAGCUAGCAAUACUAUUCGUCACAGGCAGUUUACUCAGUUUACUGACUGUUGUUCUUGAAAAACAGAAAACUCAAAUCCUGCUACUGAUUACAGACAAUUUGAAUACUAAAUGUGAGCUGAGCAAGAGCUGAAUUCUCAUUGAAAUUUGAAAUGUGACCCGAGCAAGAACUGAAUCCUCCACGGAAUGAGUUUACUCUCUAAUUUUAGAGUAUUUGCAUGCGUUGAGGUAUGUGCAUGGCAGCGUGGCAAUCGAAAACUUGAUAAUGGUGGAGAAUGCGGCCAAAUUAGCGUUAAGAAAAUGUUUGUUGAGUCUUGUGGUGCUUUUUUAUAGCAUAGAGUAGAUUGAGGUUGACGCACUUAACGCUAACAGAGAGGCAGUUAAGGCACUUUUUAAGGGAGAGACAGUUGAGGCACUUAAGGGAGAGACAGUUGAGGCACCUAAGGGGAGGCGAGUUUGAGGCACUUAGGGGAGAGACAGUUGAGGCACUUAAGGGGAGGCGAGUUUGAGGCACUUUUUAAGGGAGAGACAGUUGAGGCACUUAAGGGGAGGCGAGUUUGAGGCACUUAGCGGAGAGGCAGUUGAGGCACUUAAGGGCAGGCGAGUUUGAGGCACUUAGCUGAGAGGCAGUUAAGGCACUUAAGGGGAGGCGAGUUUGAGGCACUUAGCGGAGAGGCAGUUAAGGCACUUAAGGGGAGGCGAGUUUGAGGUACGUAAGGGGGGGGCGAGUUUGAGGCACUUAGCGGAGAGGCAGUUACGGCACUUAAGGGAAGGCGAGUUUGAGGCACUUAAGGGGAGACGAGUUUGAGGCACUUAAGGGGAGGCGGGUUUGAGGCGCUUAAGGGGCGCGGGCUUGAGGCACUUAACGGAGAAACAGCUGAGGCACUUAACGGAGAAACAGCUGAGGCACUUGACGGAGGAACAGCUGAGGCACUCAGCAGAGAUGUAGCUGAGGCACUUAAGGUGCAGGCUUUUGAGGCACUCAAGGGGCCGGCCUUCGAGGCACUUAUGGGAAGGCUGUUUGAAACACUUAAAAGAGAGGACUUCGCAGCACUUAACGGAGCGCAAUUUGAAACACUUAACGGAGCGCAAUUUGAAACACUUAAGUUUUUAGGGAGAGGAAUUUGCAGUACUUAAGGGAGAGGAAUUUGUGGCACUUAAGGGAGAGGAAUUUGUGGCACUUAAGGGAGAGGAAUUUGUGGCACUUAAGAGAGGGGGGAAUACAGCACUGAAAAGAAGGCGCUUUGCAGCACUUAACUAACAACAUUGUGAAACACUUAAGGAAAAGGAAUUUGAAACACUUAACAGACGGGAGUGUCCUACACUUAAGCAGCGGCUAUUUGAAACACUUAACGAGCGGGAAUUUGCAGCACUCACGAACGGGAAUCAGCAACGGGUACCAGAGCGGGUUUCGCAGCGGAUGAUGGGGCGUUCGAGAGAUGAAUAGCAGAGCGGCAUCUUAUUUUCCUCUAAAAAGCGACUUUUCCAGCGUGGCUCGAUUCCAAGACCCGCGUGAUGCAGCACAAGGCGCGCUAGCUGCUGCACAAGUAAACACGUUCUCCAUUGAUAGAUUGAUCUCAGGAGUGUAGCUACGUAUCUUCGUUUUUCCUUGAUCCACCAUCUCCACCCUCUGUUGCAUAAGAAAGCUUUACAAUGACUUACCUCAGCAUCGACAUUUCGCAAUUUCUCAUGUCCACCAACUACAGCAUCCGAGUCGCGAUCUUUAUCAAUUGGGCAGUUGUGGAGCUUCUUUGUUAAUCGAAAACGCGGAUCCAGUAGUAAACCGAAAUGAAUUUCCGAGUUUUAUGAUUACACAGUGGUAGUUUUAGUUUUUCAGCAUCGAAGUGGCAUGUAGCAGGGUAGGACAAGAACAAAACCGCCACUCAGGAUGACGAGAAUCAAACUCAGUUCAGCCACCUCUAAGAAUGACAUUUCUCGACGAUGCAUCUCUUGUCUGGAACUGCUGCAGAGACCUGACACCACGGCAACUGAUGCUUUGGCGCAUCCGUUUUUCUUGACUAUCGCAAGUAUUCCUAGAAUCUCCUAUGAUCCACGGAAUGAGGAAAUACCAGCGGAGGCAAUUGGGGAACAGCAGCGUCUUUAUGACCGAUGAUAGCGCGCGUUAUUGCUGCUAUUGAAUGAUCUUCAGUGGGAGAUGAGCAGUCCAGAAUUUAGUGUUGCAGACAGACUCCUCUCAGCAACAUACCCCGAAAUAAUAAACAGUAACAGCUUUUACUUUGUCUUUGACCGUCAAUGGAUAUUGCAGACGCAUGACUACGAAAAAUCUUUCUGCUCUAAAGCCUUGCGCAGAUCGUCGUGGAUGCUCAAAAGAAGAGCAAUAGUGCACCAGGCGGUCGAAAACGCGGAACCAUUUUCCAAAAACAACAAGUACAAGAACUACUUGCGCCUCCAGAGUUGAGUGGAGUACUAUCCUCAGGUGAUAAUGCAAAUUCACCUGUACGGCCUUCAAGAGCAGACAAUAUCGCUUCGAGAGCACAUCAGUAUGGUAGUGUGGAUUUGCCUUCGGUGCUACAGAUGAGUUAAGGGGCAAGGACGUAAAAUGAUUGACAAAAUAUUAAGGCUUGGAAGUGGCAAGAAGAUGAUGGGGAAAAUUCAAAGACACAUCUCUAAGAAGAACGGCGUACAAUAUCACAGAAGAAGAUGACGGGGAAAAUUCGUCCAAUAUCACAUCUCUAAGGAGAACGACGUACCGGGCCAGGCAGCGACUGUGGUGGAGCCACAGUCGUACGGAGUAGUACAACUGCACGCAUUCUGCGAUCAAUGCAACAGUAUAAUCCGAAUAAGUACACGGAUGCGGGGAAUGAGAAGGUUAUGGUGAGACAGUGGGAGCUUUGUAGCCAGUAUUUUCUCAGUAAUGUUGUAGUACCCUCGCUAGGUUGUACAGCGAGUGAUUGUUUAAUGAAUUACAGAGCUGAUCCUACUUCUGCUGCAGGUAUUUGGAUUUGUGUGCAAUCUUCACGUGUUGUCCUACAUACAUCUAAAUCAGCGAAGAAAAACCCUGACGCAGAGCAUAGACAGAGCGCAGAACGAAGCAAACACCUGGCGACAUCGUUCUCGCAUGUCCAUAGAAGUAACAGACCUCGCUCACCGGAGACUACAAGUUCAGUCCUUAUGGGUUCUUCGGGAUCGAUGCAGCUUAGUAGCGCAGCACAGACCACAGACCAGGACCAGCAUCGUGACACUAUCGAAGACCACCGCCACCACUUCACAGACGCCGUAUCUGAAGCCAGUCAAAGUUCAUCAUCGGUUCAUUUGUGUGAUGUUCUCGACAGUUUGCAGCCUUCGGACGGUGGGGAUCAAGAUGACGUGGGGCCACUUCUAGAAGAAAAAUUUAGAAAUGCCGACGAGUGGGGCCUGAUGAUCCGGCGGGAAAGCUCAGGCACUUCGGACGCAAGACUAGUUUCACACGUUUUUUCAGCAACUUCUGUGGAUUUGCGACAAGGGUUAUUGCUGCCAUCAUCUGGUAGCGAGCGCACUGCUGUUGGAGGUGGAAGCCAAAGCAGUACUUUCGGUGUCAAUUAUCCGAAGAUGAAUCCUGUAGUAAACGCGAGUUUUGUGGACGAUCAAGCGUUAUUCUUGGCAAACAAGUCGGACAUUGCAGAUUUCUCUCAGAUACUAAAAUCGCGCGAGGAGGUUGCGGAAGGGGAUCACAGGGACAGAAGAAGGGGAAAGGACACCGAUUUUCGACAAGACGAUCAUCAGGUGAACAAGGAACAUCGGGCGCCUGCCUAUAUUAAGGGUAGGCUAAAGGUGCUUUUGUUACCGUUUGUUAUGGCUCUCCUAAGGGGGACAGCCAUAACAAGCGGGAGAAUCCACGAACACCAAAAGCCUACCUCUAACUAUAGUUCAAGUUCAUCAAUGCCAGGAGGAGCAAAUGGAAAUGCUAUGUUGAUGCCAGAACAAACGAGAACGAGUGCUUUUCCAGAUGCGAUGAGCCCAGUGACUAACCGAAACGAAGCUGUAAUACCUAAUGGGAACAACGAAGCUGCGACAUUUUUUACACGGGGAGGGCUCAAUGAAAGUGGUUUUUUAACAUCAAAUCAAGGAGGAGACAUUAGUUUGGCCGCUUAUCUGCCAUCUUCGAACACCAAUUCUCUGGCAGGACCACCAGUUGGUGUAGGUGUAGGGCGAGAUCAUGACUCAUCUGCUGGACCUGGAGGACCUAAUCAAAAUUCAGUGUUAGAUGCUUUAUCGAAAGAUCUCGUAGGCCGUUCUUCGAAGCGCGAAGGUGGUCAUCGCAGAUUUUUCGACCAAGAUGCUGAGAUGCAAGAAGAGAACUCACCCAACUACACUGUUGAGGGCAAGAAUCAUCCAAGUUCUUCAUCAGCAAGCUCUGCCUUUGAACACGUAGGAAACGACGUAGUUGUGCGAGAUGAAGCUGGCGGCGGUCUUGGUAAAGCUACAACAUCAAGGAGGUCUCAGGUGCCUGCUGGUAAAACAUCUCCAGACGGUACCAGUCACGUAAGAACAUCUUCUAGUGAUCCAACUGGCACACUGCCGAAUUCGGUACUAGUGGAUACACGCCGCGUUAAGAAGCCUUAUGCACACGACUGGGACACUCAAGGACGUAGACACUGUUUUCGGAUUUUUGAAACUGGUGAAGUGAAAAUCUCUACGACUUCGCACUCCUUCUACAUCAGUCCAGGUGGGGUGCGGUGUCGUCUAGAGACAAUGAGCGUAGGGGAGAAGAAAAGGGGUGGCGCUGAUGGAAGGUAGUCUAAUUCUGCUCAUGUGAGAGCUUCAUGCUCUAUCUUUCUGUGCUCUCCAUACCCUAACCUCUUUGUAGAGUUUUCGCAUAGGUGUACUUUCUUUGCUCUUGAUAUCAUCAACCAAUUAUGAUUUAUCUGUGUCGGCAUUUAUCCACUUCACAAAUCACAACCACCAUCCAGUGAAGCAACACCUGAAAAGGAUACCAGUGAAGCAACACCGCCACCAUCGAGAGCAACGUCUAUUCGCCAGUUUGAGUCCAAAGCGCUUCCUGUAGCAUUAAAAAAGUGGUACGUGUUGGCCUUCAACGUAGUAAACUCUCUUCGAGCGGAAACGCCGAAGGUCGUGCUCCACUAUGACGGCUUCCGAUGCGAGCUCAGGGACAAUGUCCCUAUUCCAGAUUUCGUUAUUUUUUUCAACGCCUUAGCCUUCGAAGGUACAGCUGUGCGACGCUGUCGGGUAAAAGAUGGCUGCUUGGUGGUAUUGGAAACUGGGCUAGAGGUGGAAGGUGCGUCUGCAGGAGGAGGAUUUGGACAGAUGGAGGUGGAGGGCCUUGAAGACGAGAGGCACGACGCGAGGAAACAAAUUAUGAAAAAGAAUGUUCGAAUGGAUACAUAGCUGGUUGGUUGGGAAGAAUAAUGUUUCAAUGCCUUUAAGUGCAAGUAGAACACGACUUUAACUUCUGGCUCAUCUUCAAUAUUACAUUUCUUCUUUUAUCCUUUUUUCUAAUACCCCAACGCAAGGACGAGGCACCUCUUUCGAGCUGCCUUUGGAUCUGGUGCUCGCAGAUGACGGCCAAACCAAACAGGACGAACUAGAUCGUCUGUUGCUGCCGUAUCAGUGGGAACUGUUAUGUUUGUGUUUUUUUUGAAUUCCAUUUGGUUUUUGCGCGAUCAUCAUGCACAGCAUGUGAGUAUCCUUUUCAAUACUUCCGCCGACAGCCCGCGCUUCUAACAGGCGGCGAUGUCCGGCGUGUACUCUCGGCUUUGCGAAAGGGCCUGUUUGCCGCACUGGAGGAAGAGCGGGACGCAGUGGCGAGAGCGCGUGGUCUACUGGUCGACUUGCGGAGCAGUUGUGAAUCUCCGAAAAUAUUAAGAGAUGCGCUUCGAAACACUCCAGGAAGAACGAAGACGGAGACAAAAAUAUUGAGUGAGGUGUACGACUUCGAUGCGGCUUACGCAGCAUACAAAUUGCGGUUGGACAAUCUGUUUCCAGUAGUGAAAAGGAUGACCGAAACAGCAUGAAGGAGCCAACAUGAUGAGGGAGCAGGUGCUAAGUCAGAUUGAGUGCUAGUAUCAUUGGUUGCUUCCGGUAAGGUGUAGGUACAGACAGAUAUUUACUUGAGGCAUUUCGAUACAAGCAGUUUAUUUUCCGUUGCCUUUAUAGUUACACAGAAUAAACUGUUUUCGAGGUAUAGGUGCGGACACUUGAUGUAAGGCUUUUUGAGGUAUAGGCACAGACAGUUUUUCCGAGGUAUAGGCACAAACAAUGAAAUUUCUGAGGUAAAGGCACAGAUAGUUUUUGCGUUGGAUUUCUUUGGUGACAGUGAGACGCCGUUGAAUAAGUCAACAUGCUGCCACUUUCGACUUCCAGACUGCGAUUAUGAGGCGAAAAGAACGCCUAUGAAGCAAGUGGUUGACCACUA
This is a messenger RNA of Amoebophrya sp. A25, 7569 nucleotides long. NCBI's taxonomy places the organism in Eukaryota, Dinophyceae, Syndiniales, Amoebophryaceae. The record is from the annotation of a GenBank genome assembly.